AGGAAGCUCACAUCCAGUACUAACUACUUUGUUCCAGAAUAGGUCUUAGCCUAUUCCUGUUUCAGCACCAUGGUCAGCGCGCGGACACUUCUCACGGUCAUCUGCGGCUGCGCUUACCUGUGGCUCGCUCGGGCUGAGGAUUCCUCACUGGAGACGCGUUCGUUGGACUUCUCCAUGAAAGCCCAACAGGAAAAAGACCUGAUUGACGCCUUGCAAGGAGUUUUGGAGAAAUUAAGGAGCAAAGAAAUGCCCCUUGAAAAGAAGCUCGGCUGGGUGCCUUCGUGUGAUGCAGGGGAGCCGUGCGCCGUGCGUAAAGUGCGCUUUUCCAACAUGGCGUCCAGCCGGGUCUCAGAGAGGGAGGUCCAGGAGGAGCCGAAGCGCGCUGCGACCGCAAACAUCCACUUCAACCCCCACAAAUACUCUCUGCUCAUCAUCGUUGGACGGACUGAUCGCCUCAGACAAAAGGAACACGUCAGCAGGGAGAUCGAACGAGGUAUUCGGUCAUGGGAUGUUGACUUAAAAUCCUGCAACUUGAAUCUAUAUCUCAGAGAAUUCCUCUCCCAUCACACAGCAUCUUUUAAAGGUGCAGCCUCUUCAGGGCAGAGGUGUCUGCGUCACUGUACCAGAGUGUUGGACACUCAGGUACUGAUCAGCCCAUCUCAGGAACAGGCUCAUUCAGAGGUGUUGGCUCUGCUGUCCAGGGAAUCAGCUCAUAAGCUGCUAAUCUUGGCUGGCCUGAAUGUGGAGGAAAGUGGAGACCUGCUGUUUCACAAAGGACUGUUUUCACCACAUCAACUCAAACCAAUUCUAACAGAGCAGUUCCUGGAACAGGAGAGCUCUGCAUCCUCACACCCCUCCAUCAAAGUGAAUGUGACUCUCAGCUGUCCAGUUAUCAGCCAGUGGAGAAAGAUCCUCCUGGGAGAUCUGCCCCUGCAGGCCCCCUUCAACCUCCACAUCAAUCCCCCAGAGGUGCUGCCAGCCAUGGAGUCCCUGGGGGAAUUUACCUCCCUCAUCUCUGGCACCAUUUGCCCCGCGUCCCCCUUUGACCUCCUGCCACCUCCUGCUACUGUGGGUUUCCUUAAGCUUUCCCGCCCCUGCUGUUAUGUGUUCCCUGCUGGCCGUGGUGAUUGUGCCUUCUUUGCCGUUAACGGGUUCACGGUGCUCGUGGAUGGGGGUUCAGACUCUCAAGCUUGCUUCUGGAAGCUGGUUCGCCACCUCGACCGGAUUGACGCAAUCUUGUUGACGCACGUCAGUACAGAGAACCUCCCUGGUAUCGUAUCCUUCCUCGAGAGGAAGGUGUCAGAGAAGGAACUGAGCGUUGAUGUCAAAGAUGACUCCUCUAAGAGGCUCAUCUCUCCAGAGCUGGGAGUUGUGUUCUUUAAUGCCCCCGGCAAAUUAAAUGUGGACCAACAGCCUUGUGUGGAUAGUGUACUUACAAGCACACAGCAGGCGGCCUCCACCCUACAGCUGUUAAACAAGUUGGACAUCAGGCCACAGCCAAUGUUUCGACCACAAGGAACCCCUAUCAAGCCCCUAACCCUGUUUCAAAAGAUGGGAGUGGGACAGCUUGACUUAUACAUUCUAAACCCAGGCAAAAACAGCCAGGAGUAUGAGACAUUCAUGCAAAAUUGGCCAGAUGCAGUGUCAUCAGCGUCCAAACCCCCAACUCUCCCUCUGACCGCCCUGACCUCAGUUACCGCUCUGCUGGUGUGGCAUCCAGCCUGCCCUCAAGAGAAGGUGGUCAGGGUUCUGUUUCCAGGCUCGACUCCACAAGCAAAACUGCUGCAGGGACUGGAGAAGCUCAAAGGCUUGGACUUCCUUCGGAAACCCACUGUGACAACUGGAGACCUCGAAAGACUUGGGGAGGACAGAAAAACAAAGCGGACAGAAAGCUUGGACAGUUGCAGGUCACAGGGGAAAGAGGGCACCGUUAAGCAUGGGAAAGAACGAGUGGUUAAAGAAGAGACAAAGGAUGUAUCAAAGGAAAAAGGAAAGACUUUAAAUGGACUGGGUGCAAGAGAUCCUGAUAAAAACAAAACCAAAGAGACAGGAUUAAAACACAAAGCAUCAUUAUCUGAAAAGAAUACUUCAAAGAAAGGAGUGGGAAAUAAUGGCAGACGAGAGAAGUCUGGAAAUAAAGAGGAAAACAGUCUCACGAGGAACGAGCCCAUGAAAAGGGAUGCUAUUCCUUCUAAAUGGAAGAAUGACAACAAAACAAGGUUAAAAAAGGAGGCCAAAAAUGACUCGAAAACAGCAGAGAAGAAAACACGCAAGCAACAAGGAAAGGAAGUGAAGGAUGACAAGAAAUUGCAUAUGAACAGCCAACAGCCAAAUAACGACUCAGCGAGACUCAGUGCUGCGGAUGAGUCAAAAACCCCUGGCCCAGAGUGCCUCACUGCUGAGCAGACAGAUCAAAAGAUGGAAACAGAGCCUGUAGAGAAGCCCUGUGGCUCCAAGUUGUCUACCCCUGAAGACAUGACAGACGAUUUUCUCCAACUCCAAGAGGAGGCCGGAGUGGAGAAGGCACAGGUGGAAACUGCUGAUAAAGAAAAAGUGAGCUCAGAAAGCGUGAAUGAAGAGAUGUGCAAUACAACUAUUGAAAGAUCAGCAGGGGAAGGAGCAGAUAGCUCGGGGGCAAUAGAAGAGGAAAGCGGGGAAGAAGGAGGGCAGCUUAAGACAGGAGGUUGUGAUGAAGCAGAAGCAGACCCCAAGAAAAACCUUCCAGAAGUUCCUGUAGAUUCAAGAAAGCCUGCAAAAAUUGUGGGAUUUCCUUUUCCCCUAACUAUGGCACCAAAGAACGACCAGGAAGUCCAGGAUACAACCCCAACUGAGUACACUCUUCUGGACGGGGCUUUGAGAAACACCCCCCCCUCACAAUCCUCCCCGGAGAACCAGGCCCCCAACAGCCCUGAUGAGGAGACCGUGGAGCCAGCCUCCCCAGACUCACGGCCCAACAGCGCAGGCCACACUCCCUACUGUCUGUCUCCUGAUGACGUAUGGUGCAACAGGGCCACUCUUAGCCGGAUCCAGGCCCAGAUGAGUAACCCAGAUCCAGCUGAGCCAAAUGGGUCAUCCAGGCAAAGUGAUGGGCAGUCAUCUCAGGCCAAAGGUGCACCAGAAAACCCCAGACACGGCCGAGAGAAGCAUCUGAGCUUCCUUCCACUGGGUACGUUUAAAGAGGCGUGCUCGGACCCGUCCCCCUCCGUGGCCACCACCACCACCACCACGACACACUCGAUGCCAGCUGAAGUGAGCUCGCCUCAGUCCACAGAAGUAGAUGAGUCCCUAUCCAUGUCUUUCGAGCAGGGACCAACCUCUGUGAGCCAGAGGGAAGGAGACGACUGUGGGUAUCACUCCCACUCCAAUGGAGCUCCUUUUGUGGGGAUGCCUUUGUCGGUGAAGAAGCCCCCGAGAUCUUUAGGUCAGGGUUCAGAGAUGGGCCGCCCUCCGGCACCAAACACACUUCCUUUUGAGACAUCGGCUCACGACGUGGACCUGUGCUUGGUUUCUCCGUGCGAGUUCAAACAUUUCAAAGCGCCUGACUCCAGCUCGGGUGCAAGUGAGGCCUCCAGAGGAGCUUUCCCCCCGCAUUAUCAAAGCAACAACAACAACAACCCCAAAGACGGGUCUCCCAGCGAGUCGAACGCCCCCGCCUGCACGGAGGACUGUCCGUCCACCACAGCGGAUGGAGUUCUGGACUCAGAUGAGGAUGACUCAUGUAGCGAGCCGUCCAACUCUCCACGUGACCUCAACAGCAGUUGUGCUCUGCCGCCGGACCCUCUCCCAGCCCCGCUCAGGGACAGCCCGCCCCUGCCUCCGCAUCCUGACGCCUCCAUGCCGGUUCCUCAGUCUGAGUCUGAUACUCAGGGGAAGAGAGCAAAAACUACCGGCAAGCGAGGCAAACAAAUGCCAGGGAACCUUGAAGGCCCCCAAAAAUCCAGCACAGGGAAAAGCAGGAUGGGGAGCCAAACAGGGAUCACAAAGGGGAACGUCUCCUCUGCUCGAACCCUCUCCUCCAGCACUCGCUCAGCACCACCCAAAUCGGCACAGGUUUCAGGCUCCAAGUCUACCUCUGCGGAGGAAGUCAGCCUGUAUGUGGACCUGGCCUAUAUUCCCUCUGGAGCCUCCUCUCCCACCGUCAGUGUGGACUUCUUCAGAUGUGUUCGUUCCUCCUGCUACAUCAUCAGUGGCAACAGUCCAGAGCGGGAGGAGCUAAUGAAGAACACUCUGGAAGCUCUACUGAACGGCAAGAUGUCCUGGCCUGACACAAUGCAGGUAACAGUGAUUCCCACUUUUGAGUCGGUGACAAUGCAGGAGUGGUACCAGCAGACUCUGGAGAGACAGCGGGAGCUGAACAUCACCGUCCUGGGUUCCAACAGCACUGUGGCCAUGCAGGAUGAGACGUUUCCUGCCUGUAAGAUAGAGUUCUGA
Menidia menidia (Atlantic silverside) is the source of this 4431-nucleotide messenger RNA. Lineage: Eukaryota; Metazoa; Chordata; Actinopteri; Atheriniformes; Atherinopsidae. The record is from the annotation of a GenBank genome assembly.